AUGGCUUAUGCUGCUAUAACUUCGCUUAUGAGAACACUUUCUCUACAUUUCUUACAACCACAACCACACUUGCCUCUUCAAUACAAACAAAAAAUAGUUUCUCUCCACGAAAAUCUUGGUUUCCUCCAAGAAGUUCUUGAGAAAUCUGAGAUGGCCUAUGCCUAUGAUAAUUCGGCGAUGAAAGAUUUAGAGUUAGAGAUGAGAGAUGUAGCGUUCAAAGCUGAAGAAAGGAUUGAGAUGGAGUUGACUACCAUAUAUCCAGCAAAGGGUUGGACGAAGCGUGUUGCUUGCCUCCUCAGGCUUCAUGGAAUCUUCAUUCAAGCUGUAAAACAGACUGAUUGCCUCAAGAAGAAGUUGAUUAAUAUUAAAAGUGAAAAGCAGCUUGCAAAGGGUCCAUCACAAGGUGAAAGGAUGCGACAAAGAGGACUACUCCAUGGUUCAACAUCAUCACAACAGCCUGAUCUAGAACGCGAGAAUAAUAUUAUUGUGAGUAAAUUUUCCAAACACGCUUCAAUAAAGUUUGACAGUAAAAUGGUCGGAUGCAACGAGGAGUUCAAGACGAUAAUGGAUCAGCUCACUCGACAAUCAGCAAAGCAGCUACAAGUUGUAUCAAUUGUAGGCAUGGGCGGAAUAGGCAAGACCACUUUAGCUCGGAAAGUCUAUGAAGAUUCAUCAAUUAGUUUUCAUUUUGACAAACGAGCAUGGGUUACUGUAACUCAAGAAUUUAACAUGGAACAAAUGCUCCAAUGCCUUAUUGGUUGUGUUAAUGCAGCAUCAAAUGGCAACUUGGUAGAAAGUCUGCGUAAACACUUGAAAGAUCAGAGAUAUUUGAUAGUAAUGGAUGAUAUAUGGAGCUCUACUGCUUGGAAAAGUGUGCAACGGUGCUUUCCAGAUGAUAAUAAUGGAAGUCGUAUACUAUUGACUUCUCGGCUCAGAGAGGUGGCUGAAUAUGCAAGUUCAGGUAACUCUACCAUUAACAUGCCUUUCUUAGAUGCAAAUAAAAGUUGGAAUCUCUUCUGCAAUGUGUUUGGUAAAACGAAAUUUCUUUCGGUGUUUGAGCAAAUUGGUAGAGGCAUAGUGAACAAAUGUGAAGGAUUACCUCUAGCUAUUAUUGUAGUAGCUAGUCUUCUCUCCAAGACAGAGGCGGUAGUCAAGAAGUGGAAAAAUGUUGCAGAAAACGUGAGUAGAUAUGUAAUUGGUGAUUCUAAUGAUGCAUGUUCCAGAAUACUAUAUUUGAGUUACAACCAAUUACCACACUUAAAAGCUUGUUUUCUAUAUUUUGGAGUUUUUCUGGAAGACUACGGGAUCCAUGUGAAGAAGUUGGUUAGGUUGUGGGCGGCAGAGGGAUUUUUGAGGGCUGUUGAACAUCAAAAUAUGGAGGAAGUGGCCAUGGAAUGCUUGAAAGAUCUUGUUGAUAGAAGUCUUGUUUUUGUUAGCAAACAGAGCUACAAUGGGAAAAUGAAGACAAUAAGAAUGCAUGACCUGUUGCGGGAUUUGUGUUUGAGAGAAGCUCGACAUGAAAAUCUCUUGAAUGUCAUUAGAGAUGAAAAGCUUCCAUUUUUCAAGAAUAAAAUCUCUUGUCGUUGGAUAAGAGCAGCAUCAGGGUUUGAUCUACUUCCUUUGACAAAGUGCUUUCACAAAUCACAUUCCAUACACUCUCCCAACUCUUAUUACUCUGUAAGUGUGGAACGUUUAUUUUCACACUUCAAACUACUAAGAGUAGUAGACAUAGUAUGUAUAUUUUCCUAUGGAUAUGGGGUACUAAAUGCGCUUGCAAAUCUUAUUCAUUUGAGAUACUUAUCUUUGAGGGAUUCAACAAAUGCUUUGCCCGAAUAUUUUGAUUUAGAGCUCUUUGAGCAUUGGAAUAUGCUAAGCUUUAUUGUUCCUAGUGCUCGUGCAACAUUGGAUUUCUCUAAGGCAUCUGGAAUUUGCAAAAUGCCACUAUUAAGGAAUUUUUGCAUUGAACGGAUUGUUUCAUUAGGAAAUUUGUCAGUUGUUCAUAGAAACUUAGAAAGUCUAUCUUGGUUGGAUUCUUGGCUCUGUAAAAAGGAAUUGUUUACAAGAAUUCCGAAUUUAAAAAAAUUGGGGAUUUAUGGUGGAUAUGGCAAUAUAGAUUUUUUUUUAUAG
This is a messenger RNA of Ipomoea triloba (trilobed morning glory), 2127 nucleotides long. Its product is annotated as late blight resistance protein R1-A-like. The coding region runs from base 1 to 2127 and encodes 708 amino acids. Gene Ontology annotation, biological process: defense response to other organism. The transcript has a single exon. The record is from RefSeq and is a predicted model, not a curated record. NCBI's taxonomy places the organism in Eukaryota, Viridiplantae, Streptophyta, Magnoliopsida, Solanales, Convolvulaceae. Gene Ontology annotation, molecular function: ADP binding.